CCCCACGGCAGCCAGAGCACUCCACCCACACUCUGACCUCUUACUUUACUCAACUACCCCUGGGGCCGCCAAGACACAAUCAAGUCAGGGCAGCAUGAGCCGAGCACCUCCCCACCCUAUCCCACUCCUGUCUGUGGGCUCCCAGGAUGCCCCUGCUCCCCUGUCACCACGGCUGCCCCCUCUGCAGCAUCCCUCCUCCCACUCACGGUCCUCUCGGUGUGGGCCUUCCACCUGGGGUCUCGGCUGUCUUCUGGCUCUACAGCAUUUCCUGGUCCUGGCAUCUCUGCUCUGUGCCUCCCACCUGCUGCUGCUUCACAAUCUUCCCCCAGGAGGGCUCUCAUACUCACCUGCUCAGCUGCUGGCUUCCAGUUUCUUUUCAUGUGGUAUGUCUACGGUCCUGCAAACUUGGAUGGGCAGCAGGCUGCCUCUAGUCCAGGCUCCAUCCUUAGAAUUCCUUAUCCCUGCACUGGUGCUGACAAACCAGAAGCUACCUCUGACCACCAAGACACCUGGAAAUGCCUCCCUCUCCCUGCACCUGUGUAGUUUGACAAACUGCCAUGGCCUGGAGCUCUGGAACACUUCUCUCCGAGAGGUGUCGGGGGCAGUGGUGGUAUCCGGGCUGCUGCAGGGCACAAUAGGACUUCUAGGGGUGCCUGGCCGUGUGUUUCCCUACUGUGGGCCACUGGUGCUGGCUCCCAGCCUGGUGGUAGCAGGACUGUCUGCCCACAAGGAGGUGGCCCAGUUCUGUUCUGCUCACUGGGGCCUGGCCUUGCUGCUCAUCCUGCUCAUGGUGGUGUGUUCUCAGCAUUUGGGUUCCUGCCAGGUACCGCUGUGCUCCUGGAGACCCGCUUCAGCUUCUUCAACUCGCGCUUAUAUUCCUGUCUUCCGACUUCUUUCGGUGCUUGCCCCUGUGGCCUGUGUGUGGAUCAUCUCUGCCCUUCUGGGUCUGAGUGUUAACCUCCUGCAUCUGUCUGACCCCACAGAGGCACCGUGGUUUUGGCUGCCUCACCCAGGUGAGUGGGAUUGGCCCUUGUUGACACCCAGGGCCCUGGCUGCAGGCAUCUCCAUGGCUUUGGCAGCCUCCACCAGUUCCUUGGGUUGUUAUGCCCUGUGUGGCCAGCUGUUGCAUUUGUCUCCUCCACCACCACAUGCCUGCAGUCGAGGGCUGAGCCUGGAGGGGCUGGGCAGUGUGCUGGCAGGGCUGCUGGGGAGCCCCCUGGGCACUGCAUCCAGCUUCCCUAACAUAGGCACAUUGAGCCUUUUCCAGACUGGUUCACGGCGAGUAGCCCACCUAGUGGGGCUGUUCUGCAUGGGGCUUGGGUUCUCCCCAAGACUGGCUCAGCUAUUCACCAGCAUUCCACUGCCUGUGCUUGGUGGGGUACUGGGAGUGACCCAGGCUGUCGUUCUGUCUGCUGGAUUCUCCAGCUUCCACCUGGCUGACAUCGACUCGGGGCGAAAUGUCUUCAUUGUGGGCUUCUCCAUCUUUAUGGCCUUGCUUCUGCCAAGGUGGCUCCGGGAAGCUCCAGUCUUGCUCAACACAGGCUGGAGCCCCUUGGAUAUGUUCCUGCGUUCUUUGCUGGCAGAACCAAUUUUUCUAGCUGGUCUUUUGGGCUUUCUUCUAGAAAACACCAUUUCUGGUACACGGAUUGAGCGAGGCCUAAGUCAAGGACUGCCAACUUUUUUCACGGCCCAAGAAACGCAGAAGUCCAGAGAGAAGGCUGCUCAAGAAUAUGGGCUCCCAUUACCCAUCAACAACCUGUGUUCCUGCAUCCCACAGCCUCUCCAUUGCCUCUGCCCAAUGCCUGAAGACCCUGAGGAUGAGGAAGGAGGGCCCUCUCAAACAGGGGAGACAGCAGACUUGUUGUCUGACUCUGAGGAGUCAUGCCGUACAGCUAACAGAGAAGGGUUUAGGUCCCAGUAAUUAGUCAGGAGCACCAUUUUUUCUUUAUUAGUUUAGCAGUAACUCCCAGCUUGCAGGAGUCUUGCCUCCAAGGCAAUACUUUCAGUGAGAUAAUGUAUGUGGCCCAACUAGAUGCGCCGUUUCCCAGUAGAACGGGCUGCCUUUCCUCCUCUUUAUCAGGCUAACGU
Molecule: messenger RNA, 2088 nt
Organism: Phodopus roborovskii (desert hamster)
Lineage: Eukaryota; Metazoa; Chordata; Mammalia; Rodentia; Cricetidae
Gene: Slc23a3
Product: solute carrier family 23 member 3
Exons: 12
Coding region: 95-1921 (608 amino acids)
Biological process (GO): transmembrane transport
Cellular component (GO): membrane
Molecular function (GO): transmembrane transporter activity
Source: RefSeq, a predicted model, not a curated record